Molecule: messenger RNA, 1389 nt
Organism: Dimorphilus gyrociliatus
Lineage: Eukaryota; Metazoa; Annelida; Polychaeta; Dinophilidae
Source: the annotation of a GenBank genome assembly
AGAUUUUUUUGCAGUAGGCGUGCGGCGCACCGGCCACAUUCUAGGCUUAAUCGAUCGAAUUUACCAUGGAGGGAUGCUCGGAAGGCGCGAUGUUCCUCCUGUUCUCUUACUUCUUCUACUCAUUAUUCUCAUAUUGUUAACUCUCUCUCAAAUUCUCGUCGUUCAUCACGGUCGAUUUAGAGCCACAGUUCGGGGAAGAGGCCGUGGAAGGACCGAAUUAAGACGACUUGAUAUAAAUCUCCAACAACUUCUACAUCAAAACGUUCCGUCAAUUGAUACCCAUCGAAAACUUUUGCAAAACGAAAGAAACGAGGCGAGAAUUCGUAAUAUUUUACACAGAGCUUCAGAGGGAACGAUACAAAUAUCUAAUCGAACAGCUUCCAACCAACGAUGUCCGCUUAUACCGCCGAAUUUGUUUGGUCCCAUAAGGGUCAAUACCACUACACAAUCAUCUGAUAGAGCUUCUGAGGAGCUAGAAUUUGGUGGGAGUUGGCGUCCUAAGGACUGCAUAGCAAGACACAAAGUAGCCGUAAUAAUACCUUAUCGCGAUCGAAAGGAACAUUUGACUAUCCUCUUAUCAUAUUUACAUCCCAUAUUGCAAAGGCAGCAAUUGGAUUAUCGUUUAUUUGUUGUAGAGCAAUUCGGCAUUCAAACCUUUAAUAAGGCAAGGAUAAUGAAUGUCGCUUUUAUAGAAGCUGCUAAGGUAUAUUCGUCUUCGUGCGUGGUCUUCCAUGACGUUGACUUGAUUCCUGAGGAUGACCGCAACAUGUACAGCUGCCCGGAACAACCUCGGCAUAUGUCAGUGGCUAUCGACGAAAUGGGAUACAAAUUGGCCUACGAGGAAUUAGUAGGAGGCGUGUUGGCAAUGCGAAACGAGCACUUUGAACUAGUCAACGGCUACUCGAAUUUAUAUUGGGGCUGGGGAGCAGAGGACGACGAUAUCGCCUACAGGAUAUUGUAUUCCGGUUUGGUUAUCAGUCGACCGCCAACGAGGAUAGCACGCUACAAGAUGGUUAAACACACGAAAAGAAAACCUUCCGAUUGGAGAAAGAGAAUUAGGCUCCUUUAUACCGGAACUAGACGUCUACAAUACGACGGCCUAAAUAGUGUCCAGUAUAAGCUCCUCUCUACUAAACUACACGAUUCAUAUACUCAUUUUUUAGUUGAUAUAGGCAAACCUCCUCAGGGCUUCUAGGCCUGAAGGAUAUCAGGUGGUCAGCCCACCAACGCAGAUGAUUUUCUUUUAUUUUCGUACAUUUUGUUACAAACUACUUCCAUUUAUUUGUAAUAAGUCUCAUAAGAAUACAAAUAAAAUAUCAAAUGUACUAUUGGUGUCAUUUUAUGUGCUUUAUAUUAGUAGUUAUGUACAUUUAAAACUUUAUAUAGUCU